AUGGCUGUAGGAGGUCAAAAGAGCGGGUCAAAAGGAGGGAAGAAAGGUGGAAAGAAAAAGACAGCUGAUCCAUUUACCAAGAAAGAAUGGUAUGAUAUCAAAGCACCGUCGAUGUUUCACAAGCGCACUUGUGCCAGGACGUUGGUUACUAGAACUCAGGGCACAAAGAUAGCAAGCGAGGCCCUUAAAGGUCGUGUCGUUACUCUUAGUUUGGGGGACUUGAGCGAAAAGAACGAGGAAACAUUCCGAAAAUUCAAACUCCAAGUUGAGGAUGUUCAGGGUCGGCAUUGUCUCACCAACUUCCACGGACUUGAGAUUACGAGGGACAAACUUUGCUCCCUUGUGGUUAGGUGGCGUUCAACAAUCGAAGCUCAUGUUGACGUGAAGACCACCGAUGGAUACCAUCUCCGCUUCUUUAUAAUCUCCUUCACGCCUAAUCCGAAGUCAGCUCGCCAUGAGUGCCGCCACACAUACGCUCAAGCUACACGCGUCAAGCGAUUGCGCGCUCGACUUGUUGAGGUCAUCCAGCAAGAAGUUUCCUCCUGUGACCUGAAGGAAGUUGUUAACAAACUGAUUCCUGACUCCAUUGCACAAGACGCUCGUAAGGCUGCCUCUUGGAUAUAUCCUCAAGCCGAUACGAUAAUCCGGAAAGUCAAGGUCCUCAAGAAGCCCAAACUAGACAUUGGUCGUCUGAUGGAACUGCAUGGAGAAUCGAAAGAUGCUGCUCCUGGUGAAGGUGUUACGCGGCCUGACCAUUAUGAGCCACCCCAAGUUGACUCUGUUUAG
Opisthorchis viverrini is the source of this 786-nucleotide messenger RNA. RefSeq lists its product as hypothetical. The record is from RefSeq and is a predicted model, not a curated record. Gene Ontology annotation, biological process: translation. NCBI's taxonomy places the organism in Eukaryota, Metazoa, Platyhelminthes, Trematoda, Opisthorchiida, Opisthorchiidae. The transcript is spliced from 4 exons. Gene Ontology annotation, cellular component: cytosol; ribosome. The coding region runs from base 1 to 786 and encodes 261 amino acids. Gene Ontology annotation, molecular function: structural constituent of ribosome.